AUGAUCAUCGUGCACGUCAACGACCGCCUGGGCACCAAAGCCGCAAUCCCUUGCUUCGGGUCCGACAAUAUCGGGGCGUUCAAGGUGAUGGUGGCGGCGCGGAUCGGGCGGGAGCCGCAUGAGAUCUUGCUCAAGCGGCAAGGAGAGCGGCCGUUUAAGGAUCACAUUACACUGGGAGAUUAUGGCAUCAGUAAUGGGGUGCAGAUUGAUCUGGAGGUGGACACAGGGGAUUGA
Messenger RNA from Cryphonectria parasitica EP155, 234 nucleotides. Its product is annotated as ubiquitin-like protein. Gene Ontology annotation, molecular function: protein tag activity. Lineage: Eukaryota; Fungi; Ascomycota; Sordariomycetes; Diaporthales; Cryphonectriaceae. The transcript has a single exon. Gene Ontology annotation, biological process: mRNA splicing, via spliceosome; protein modification process. The record is from RefSeq and is a predicted model, not a curated record. The coding region runs from base 1 to 234 and encodes 77 amino acids. Gene Ontology annotation, cellular component: cytoplasm; nucleus.